GAGUCUGACUUUUAAGGCGGUGUCACUGUCAUAUUUGCUAGCGUGGGUAAUGUUAAAUACUUAAAAAUGGAUCUACCUCAGGUAACGCAUAUUUCUCUUGUUAGAUACGGUAUCUAUCUAGCUGAGCAACAUUUGUAUCUAGAUAAAUUUGGGUGUUUCUCGCUACAAAGUGCUUAAUUCGUAUUCACACAUGACAUAUAGUUAUUACAUGAGAAACCCACUUGGUUUAUAAUAGAUAGGCUACGAUAGCCUAUGGUUUCCAUAAAAAUAUAGUUUACAUCAUUUUUAAAAGGCUCCAAUUGGAACAAAAACUUCAACUGCCGCUAUUUUUUUCUAAUGUGGCAUAAAAUAUAAGGUGUCUUGUUUUUUUAACUCACACACUUUUAGAGAUGGAUAACUCACUGCCGACAGAAGAUUCUUCAUCUUCAACAGAAAAUAUACAGAGUCCUGAACCAGCAGAGACGGGUGACCGUACAACUAUUGAUGCAGAGACAGGAGAGCCUAUAUUGAUUGAACGAACGAGACAUAGCUUUUCAUACACAGCUAAUGAAUUAAGACAAAGAAACAGCUAUAAAGAAUCUGUGGAAAAGCCUACAAAAACAAGCCCUGCAACUACUGAUAAUUACAAGGAUGACUGCUACUCAAAUGGUGGAGGAUUUUACGAAUGUAACAUUUGCUUUGAUACUGCUAUUCAUCCUGUUUUGACAUUAUGUGGACAUUUAUUUUGUUGGUCUUGCCUUGCACAAUGGCUAAAUGCUCAAUCACGUAACCCUACGUGUCCAGUGUGUAAAGCAGGUUGUGGUAAAGACAAAGUCAUUCCUAUUUAUGGCCGUGGCAAAGAAGAGAAAGACCCAAGAAACGAUCCAUCGAUACCAACACGUCCAGCAGGUCAAAGACCACCACCUAUUCGUGAUCCCAAUCGACCAGCUACAUCAUUUUUUAGCCAGCCAUUUGGGAAUAACGCAUUUAAUGGAGGAGGUGUGUCUAUAUCAGCAGGAUUUGGUUUCUUUCCAAUGGGUGUCAGAUUUAAUAUUCCAACCGGUUCAACAACACAGCAAACUCCACAAGGCGCAUUUAUGUCAAGACUAGUAAUGAUGUUGUUAAGUUUAUUAAUUAUCGCAAUUAUUUUUGCUUAGACAAUUAA
Mucor mucedo is the source of this 1144-nucleotide messenger RNA. RefSeq lists its product as uncharacterized. Bases 390 to 1136 code for a protein of 248 amino acids. Gene Ontology annotation, molecular function: ubiquitin-like protein conjugating enzyme binding; metal ion binding; ubiquitin protein ligase activity. Gene Ontology annotation, cellular component: endoplasmic reticulum. The transcript is spliced from 6 exons. Gene Ontology annotation, biological process: ubiquitin-dependent protein catabolic process. NCBI's taxonomy places the organism in Eukaryota, Fungi, Mucoromycota, Mucoromycetes, Mucorales, Mucoraceae. The record is from RefSeq and is a predicted model, not a curated record.